AUGCUCCGUGCCACCGGCGCUUUUAGCCACCCCCACUCCCCUCUCCCUCUCCCCCUCCCCUCAAGGCCCCGACGCUCCCCCAGUGCCAAUGGCCUCCCCCCUCCGGCACAGACUCUCACGGACACCCACACACACACGCACAGAGCCAAACAAGCACCAGCAGGAGACAGAAGAAAAGGAGGAGGAGGUAGCGACGCAGACACUCACUCGGCACAGACAGACAGACAGAGGCGAGGCGAGGUGAGCCUUUUUGACCCUUCGGGGCCCUCGGGCUUGAUUUAUUACCAUUACCUGGGGCCGUCGUCGUGCGCUGCCCGGGUAUUAAAACGAUCCUCUCCCCUCGCCCCUCUUGGAUCGCCCGACUCGUGGAACGAAGAGAAGCCUCGUCUGGUGUUUUUCCUCUCCGCUCGCGCGCUGCCAAGUAAGGUCCAGGCCUACUCGCUCGUCUGCUUGGGCCUCGAUGCCAUCGCCUCGAGAUUAGUUUUGGUUCGGUGCGCCAUGCGUGAAUAUUCCUCCUCCAUGGCUAUGUCGCAGAUCUGCCCGUGUUGCCUCUUUGCCGCUGUAAUUUUCUUCGUCGUCUGCCCUUUCGAAGAUGUUCAUGCGAAAUCCAGUUUUGAAUCCGGCGCUCGGUUUGAAGUCGGACAGCGGGCAUUCCGGUUCGAAUUAACUAUCGUAUGGGGACAACGGUAGGCCGCCUUAGGCUUCGAGAGCCCCGUUAGCGUUGUCUUUGACCUCCUUGGACACGUUACAUGAAGUCAUCCCUAUUUGCUCGUUCCGGAAAGGAAAAGACGCGCGGGUAAUGUGAUGGACUCAUGAAAAACUUCGAUUUCUUCAUAGUCCGCUUUUACCGUCGAGGGAAGAAUCAUCCAGCAUUACGGAGGUGUGAUCCAAAGAUUCUCCUUAAACUCUAGCAGAGUAUGUGUCGUAGAAUUACCUCUCAUAAGGUAUGGUGGUGUGAGGAUAUGUUGAUGAAAUCGGGAUGCAAUGUGCCCAAGGGUUCAAUGCUUUUCCGGAAAGUAUUUAUUUGUUUGUUACCGAUGAACCGAGAGUCAAAGGCGGUCGGUCAUUUUUGCUUUUUUUUUGGACUUUCGUGGGGCA
This is a messenger RNA of Marchantia polymorpha subsp. ruderalis, 1098 nucleotides long. Lineage: Eukaryota; Viridiplantae; Streptophyta; Marchantiopsida; Marchantiales; Marchantiaceae. The record is from the annotation of a GenBank genome assembly.